UGUGUUUUGAGCUAGGGUCUCAAUCCCACGUGGUUUUCACGUUUACCGGUGUGGUCGUCAGGAAUCUCUAAAUGGCAACCGAAAAAGUAGCCCGGGGCAGCGCCGUCUUUACCGGCUACCGAUCUUUGGGCAUGUAUAGCAAUCACAUUCCUCACGUGGUGCGUUAUCAUAAGAAGCACAAGCAGUUCUACCUGGUGACGUCUGUGGGAAAAAGCUUCCUGACUUAUAACGUGAACAAGCUUGGACAAGUUGCAGUCAGUAAUGCACUUCCAGAAAUGAUCAGCUGCCUUGCUGCAGACAGAAUGCUGGUGUUUGCAGCACAUGGAAAUCUACUUAAAGCUUUUGCACGGAACAAAGAGGUAGUUUACACCUAUAAAGGACAUGAAGCCGAAAUUCAGCUUGUUCUACCCUUUGGUGAUCAUGUGAUUUCUGUGGAUACUUCUAAUGUUCUUAUGAUCUGGGAUGUAAAAUCUGAAGAAGAAUAUCUCCAGUUAAAGUUUGACAAGACAAGUUUUACCCUUUCUGCAAUAAUGCACCCCAGUACGUACCUGAAUAAAAUUCUCCUUGGUAGUCAACAAGGAAUCCUUCAGCUGUGGAAUGUAAAAUCCAACAAACUUCUGUUUACAUUCCCAGGCUGGGAGUCAGGUGUAACAGUGCUUCAGCAGGCCCCAGCAGUGGAUGUUGUGGCAGUGGGACUCACAUGUGGCAAAAUAGUGAUCCACAACAUCAAAUUUGAUGAAACAUUAAUGACAUUUCAGCAAGAUUGGGGGCCUAUCACUGCAAUAUCUUUCCGCACAGAUGGACAUCCUAUUAUGGCUGCAGGAAGCCCAGUUGGCCACAUUGGACUGUGGGAUCUUGAAGAAAAGAAGCUAAUGAAUCAAAUGAGGGAAGCCCAUUCAUCUGCUAUUGCCGGCCUGACGUUUGUGCAGGGAGAGCCCCUACUUAUUACUAAUGGUUCUGAUAAUGCUAUACGGGUUUGGAUAUUUGAUGGUGCUGGAGGACAGGGUCGUUUGCUAAGGUUUCGAAAGGGCCACAGUGCUCCUCCAACCUUUAUUAGACAUCACGGGCUGGAUGGGCAACAUAUUCUCAGUGCAGGUCAAGAUGGAACACUUCAUUCAUUUUCUACUGUUCACGACAGAUACAGUAAAAGUCUAGGGCAUGGAUCAAUAAAUAAAGCAAAAUCCAAAAAAAAGGGACUCCGUUGCUUGUCCUUCAGACUUACUCCUAUCGUCUCAUUUGCAUCUGAGACAUCUCGUCAAAGUGAUUGGGAUGGCAUUAUUGCCUGUCAUCAAAGAUCUGUUAACUGUACAACCUGGAACUAUGUGAAAUGCACAAUGGGAGCACACAAGCUAAAGCCAUCAGACAUCAAGAAUAGCAAAUCAUUUGGCAUUCAUGCAACAGCUGUUGAAAUCACUAGUUGUGGGAACUUUGCUGUUAUUGGCCUUUCACAUGGGAAUGUAGAUGUGUACAAUAUUCAGUCUGGAAUUCACAGAGGUCACUAUGGUGAAAAAAGAGCCCAUGAUGGAUCGAUCAGAGGAGUGGUAGUAGAUGGAUUAAAUCAGGUUACCAUAACUGCAGGUAGCGACAAGUUAAUCAAGUUUUGGAAGUUCAAGAGUAAAGAACUGAUUCAAACCACAAGUCUUAGUGUUCCUCCAACUACAAUUCUGCUGCACAGAGAUAGUGGCAUGCUUGGAGUGACAUUGGAUGAUUUCAGCCUGAACGUUUUUGAUAUUGAAACCAGAAAACUUGUAAGAAAAUUCCUGGGGCACAAUGGAAAAAUAAAUGAUAUGGUAAUUAUUGAGAAAUCUGCAGAAACAAUGGAGGAGGAAGGAGAAACAAAUGAAGAUAUAAUGGAAUAUGAAUCUCCAGAACAAUUGGGAGAACAACUGGUAACACUGUCGUUGUUGCCAGACUCAAGGUGGAGAAAUCUCCUUAACCUCGAUAUCAUUAAGCAAAGAAACAAACCAAAGGAGCCUCCAAAGGUGCCAAAAUCAGCUCCAUUUUUUAUUCCAACUUUGCCUGGACUUGUUCCUCGCUUUGCAACUGAUGUGGGGGAGGAUGUACCACAGUCUAAAAUAGUGAAUCUUGGAGUUCUUGAACAGAAAUCUGAAUUUUACAUGCGGCUUGAAGAAGCAAUUACUCAUCAAAACUAUGAUAUUCCAUUAAAAACUAUAAAAGAAUUAGGACCAUCAAGUACUGACACAGAGCUGCGGAAUUUGGCUCCAGAGGGUGGAGGCUCUGUGGCAGUCAUGCACAGCUUUUUAAGAAUGAUCAGAAGCAUGUUGGAGACUAAACGGGAUUUUGACUUGGCGCAGGCAUAUCUUGCUUUGUUCUUAAAGCUACAUUUGAGAUUUAUCUCUUCAGAGCCACAGCUGAUAGAAGAAAUUUCCACAUUAUCCUCACACCUGGAAGAGACUUGGUUGCACCUGCAGUCACUAUUUAAUCAAAGUUUGUGUGUCUUAAAUUACAUGAAAAGUGCGUUAUUAUGAGAGUUUGUUUUCUUUUAUAUAUAUAUAUAUAUAUAUAUAUAUAUAUAUAUAUAUAUAUAUACACAAGUUUUGAAUUGUAUUAGUUUUACACUUAAAUAUUUUAUCUAAUUGGGUACAUGUUUUAACUUAUCUCUACUGGAGAAGAUAGCAACAUGUGCUCCUUGCAGUGCAAGGGUUAAGAGAAACUUGUACAUUCUGGAUCUCAAUGGCUGUUUUUCUAAUUUUGUAAAAUGAAUCUAAUGCCUUUUUCAAAAUGUAUUUGUUUAUCCUCUCAGACUGAAAACUGAUCAGUUGCAUGUCCAAAAUAAACUUUGUAUAUCCAAAAUAAUUACUAUAUGGGUAUUGUAUUUGUAUGUUUAGUUAAGUUAAUGGCCUGGCUGUUUGAUCAAAGUGUUUAAUAAUGAUCAUGAGAAUACAAUUUAAUAAAAGUAUUAAUCACCUGUU
Messenger RNA from Bombina bombina (fire-bellied toad), 2933 nucleotides. It is a transcript of the gene WDR36, whose product is annotated as WD repeat domain 36. Bases 72 to 2489 code for a protein of 805 amino acids. Gene Ontology annotation, molecular function: protein binding. The record is from RefSeq and is a predicted model, not a curated record. NCBI's taxonomy places the organism in Eukaryota, Metazoa, Chordata, Amphibia, Anura, Bombinatoridae. The transcript has 20 exons. Gene Ontology annotation, cellular component: small-subunit processome; Pwp2p-containing subcomplex of 90S preribosome. Gene Ontology annotation, biological process: rRNA processing.